AUGGUCGUGGAGCUAAACAGUGGGGGGGGGGGGGGGGGGGGGGGGGAAUAUAUAAAUAAAUUAUUUUUUUAUGGGGGGUGUUUUUUUUUUUUUUUUUUUUUUGGGGGGGGGGGGGGGGGGGGGGGGUUUUUGGGGGUUUUUUUUUUUUUGGGGGGGUUUUUUUUUGGGGGGGGGGGGGGGGGGGGGGGGGGGGGGGGGUUUUUUUGGUUUGGGUUUUUGGUUGGGGGGGGGGGGGGGGGGGGGGGGGGGGGGGGGGGGGGGGGGGGGGGGGGGGGGGGGGGGGGGGGUUGUUUGGAUGUGGGGGGGUGUUUGGGUGUUUUGGGUGGUUUGGGGAAUGUGAAAAGAUGGAGAUGUGAGGGGGGGAUUGGGGGAGAAGGAGAUGUGGGUUAA
Messenger RNA from Dicrocoelium dendriticum, 390 nucleotides. The record is from the annotation of a GenBank genome assembly. Lineage: Eukaryota; Metazoa; Platyhelminthes; Trematoda; Plagiorchiida; Dicrocoeliidae.